Messenger RNA from Amoebophrya sp. A120, 2168 nucleotides. The record is from the annotation of a GenBank genome assembly. Lineage: Eukaryota; Dinophyceae; Syndiniales; Amoebophryaceae.
GCGAAAUUAGAUCGGUCAAAAGUUAUUUCCUAAGUCUGAAGCGCAAAUUGGUAGUGGAAGACCAUCGGUUCCGGUUGUGUUUGUUCGUGAUUAGUCUUUGGGAGUUUUUUUCCAUUGUUGACGAUCAUAACACCGGCGCCCUGCAUGAAGUUGCGGCAUGCGAGUGAAUCUUUUUGCAGCAGCCCCAAUCCGAAAAAGUGCGCACUACAGCAAAGAUAAUGUCACUAUCGCUUGGAAAUAACCUGCAUCCUCGCGCCAAAGUGGACGUGUGGUUUGCGUCCUUGAGAAAGCAUCUUUUUGUGGCCGUCGCCCUUCUCUUCGGGAGCGGAAUUGUGGCUUUUCUCGUGGUCAGUUUACUGCAAGCCUUCGACCAACCGAGGCAUGCAGUGCCGAUACUGGGAUUUGAGAGGAAGAGCGGGAAUCAUGUGCCGCUGCGAGAGUCUGUUUACACAACAACAACUCAGGUGGGCGGAAGUGGUACAACAGCCACAUCCCCUUCUGCAGAAGCUCCCCCGGGCGUGGUACCAUUACAACCGUCCAGUGUGGCUACAACCGCGUCACAAGAUAUGACCGCAAUUCCAGGAAACAACGCAGCUUUGGUCAAAGGAUCGAGCGGUGCAACUUCUAGCAUGACACAGAACUCCGUUGCAAGAACUUCUUCAACUGCAUCCACGGACAGGACGGUUCAGACGACCAAAACUGAGUCCGCCACGGUUGCGACAGCGGGUUUGCAGGUAACGCCCUGGUUCGCGGAAAAAUCAAAGACCAUGUCUGGAGGUUUGCCUAACACUUCCAGCGCAGGCACAGCAGUUAGUAGUGGUGCAACUGCUACGUCGUCGGGUAGUACAGCCGCGCCCCCUGCUGUUCUAGGUAGCUCAUCGUCAUCGUCUUCUGUACUAACCUCCCCCGCGACCUCCGUCCAAAGCGCAAAUACACAGCCUGGAGGUGCGGGCGUUCCCCUGCUCAGCUCGCAGAACAGCCGACAGAAGGAGUCUGCGCUCGACCCUACCCACGACGCGAGGGAGAACGCAUUCGAGCGGAUUUACAAACACAACCUCUGGUCGCCGGAGGGGAGCGGCAGCGGCCCGGGGAGCCGCGUGGACGCCACGGUGGGGCUCCGGGAGCAUUUGCACAGUGUGAUAAAGUCGCGAAACAUCAACAUCAUGCUGGACAUUCCCUGCGGCGCGAUGGAGUGGACGGUCGUGUUUCUGAACGAAGUUUGGGCCUACAACAAGGAUUUCCAGUACAUCGGCGUCGACAUCGCCCAAACGCCAUUGGUCCGGGCGAAGGCGAGAUUUUCCGCGGAGAAGAACGAGAAGAACCUCCAGCUCAUGCAGGCGGAUUUGUCCCUGCGCUCGCCCGCAAACGCGGGAAUUUUGGAGAAGAUCAACGCCGCCUUGACCACUGCGGAGGGACGGAUCAAGGGCAAAGAAACCAACGCGGUCGCCUUGACGAGAGACGCGCUGCAGCAUUUGUCGCUGAAGUCCGCGUGCCAGUUCGUGAUGAACAUUCGGGACGCGACGGUGGGGAAAAAUCACCAACUAGACACCUGGCUGAUUGGCCACUACCCAAGGGGAGGGAAUACGCAGGUAGACUGUAAUGUUGUGGGAUCGACGAGAUGAGCCAGACGAGCAUCAGCAUGCUACAUAGUUUGUGAUGCAGUAAAAUGUAGUCGUGACUCGUGAGAUUGUAUCAAAAGCAAUGACGAGAUGACAUAAACUCAAACAAUUUAUCGCCUCACUCAGGGCGCCAUAGAUGGCGGACUGAUCGACAAUAACAUGGCUUCGUGGCCGUACAAGCUCGGGCAACCAAAGGCCGUGUUGCAGGAACGAGGCUACCUCCCUCGGGGUGCGCCGACAAAAAAUCUCGCGGUGUUUCGACCCUGGGAAGACUGGAAGGCGGCCGAUUUCAACUCCUGCGUGUCGUUUUUGCGAAAAUUGUUUGGGAGGAGUGCAGAUGUUGGGGAGUUACAUGACGUAGGAAGAAGUGUCGUGAAAGAGGUUGAAGGUCAUGCGCGAAAAAACACGCCGGUAGUGCCAGCACUUGCAGCUGCUAUUGUGCCACCUCCACCACAAUAGGCACCACAAGACAGAGUAGCAGACGCGGUUAUGCUAGUUUGAACGCGAGGACUUUUUUUACGUUUAAAAUUGAACUUACCGCUUUGCCCU